Molecule: messenger RNA, 1032 nt
Organism: Aspergillus alliaceus
Lineage: Eukaryota; Fungi; Ascomycota; Eurotiomycetes; Eurotiales; Aspergillaceae
Product: aldo/keto reductase
Exons: 1
Coding region: 1-1032 (343 amino acids)
Source: RefSeq, a predicted model, not a curated record
AUGAGGUACGUGCGCCUCGGAUCUAGCGGUCUCCGCGUUUCCCCCAUCUGCGUGGGAUGUAUGAGCUACGGCACGCCCGGAAAGCCCCUCUCAUGGGCGAUUCCAGAAGAGGAAGCCCUCCCCGUUCUCGACUACUGCUACCAGGCGGGACUCAACUUUUUUGAUACAGCCAAUACAUACUCUAACGGUGAUUCGGAAAUCAUUCUUGGAAAGGCAAUCAAGCAGUACAACUGGAACCGCGAGAGCAUCGUUGUCGCGACCAAGGUCUGGGCGCCAGUCGGACGCGGCGCGGAGAGGCCGCUGUACAUGUCCUACGAUGAAAGAGACCAGAACGGCUAUGUCAAUCAGCACGGGCUAAGUCGGAAACAUAUCUUCGAUAGUAUUGAUGCGAGUUUGAAGCGACUCGAUUUGCCGUACGUUGAUUUGCUGCAGAUCCAUCGGUUUGAUCCCAACACCUCGCCCAGGGAGACGAUGGAGGCGCUGCAUGAUGUUGUGAAGUCUGGGAAGGCCCGGUAUAUCGGGGCGUCGUCGAUGUGGGCGCAUCAACUUUUAGAAUACCAGUAUACGGCACGGAUGAAUGGGUGGACUGAGUUCAUUACUAUGCAAAAUCUGUAUAAUCCCAUUUAUCGAGAGGAGGAGCGAGAAAUGUUUCCCUCGCUUGCUAAGUUCGGGAUGGCGAGUAUUCCCUGGAGCCCUGUUUCGGCGGGAUAUUUGGCACGGCCGUGGAAGAAGAGUGACACGGCCCGGGGAGAGGGGAUGAAUGGGGCGUACUAUGGCAAUCCGUUUACUGAUGCGGAUAGGAAGAUCAACGAGAAGAUUGAAGAAAUUGCUACGAGUCGUGGGGUCUCGAUGGCCACAGUCUCACUGGCUUGGGCCUUCUCCAAGCCCUUCAUUACCUCCCCGAUUGUGGGGAUGAGUAAGAAGGAGAGAGUUUUUGAAGCUAUUCAAGCUGCUGAUUUCAAGCUUAGUGAAGAAGAGAUUCAGAGUAUCGAUGACUUGUAUGUACCCAAGAAUAUUAUCGGUCACAAGUGA